Messenger RNA from Venustampulla echinocandica, 1077 nucleotides. RefSeq lists its product as uncharacterized. Bases 1 to 1077 code for a protein of 358 amino acids. The record is from RefSeq and is a predicted model, not a curated record. Lineage: Eukaryota; Fungi; Ascomycota; Leotiomycetes; Helotiales; Pleuroascaceae. The transcript has a single exon. Gene Ontology annotation, cellular component: Golgi apparatus. Gene Ontology annotation, biological process: protein secretion; Golgi organization.
AUGUGUAUUGUCCUCGCCACAACAGCACACCCCACUUACUCAAUCAUCAUCAUCGAUAAUCGGGAUGAAUUCAUCCUUCGUCCAACUAGUAGACCGCACUGGUGGACCUCGAAUGACCAGCAGAUCCUCUCCUCCAGAGACCUACAACGAGCAGAGCAAGGGACGUGGCUCGGCAUCACCAGAACGGGAAACUUCGCCGUCUUGACAAAUUACCGCGAAACCGACACUCAAGAUGCUGACCAUCCGAUACAAGGGGCACGCAGCAGAGGCGGUAUGGUCACCGCCUGGCUUUCAGCUUCAGAAGAUGAGGGAAUCGAGAAUUUCGUACAUCGAUUGUUGGACGGUGAAGGCGUCAAGGGCGUGGGAGGGUUCUCCCUGCUAUGCGGGAAAUUAAGGAAGCAGAAAAGUUCGGACAGUGGGCUUGAGCCUCUGGCGAUUAUAUCAAAUCGAGCUGGAACUCCUGAUGAUGUGCCAUGGAUUGCGAAGCGAAGAGGGGAAGUUUAUGGAUUAAGUAAUACCUUCUAUGAUGACCCGAUAUCUUGGCCGAAGAUCGAAAUUGGCAAGGAGAAAAUGCUAGGUGUUGUCGCGGAAGUAGUCGAGGCUGGCAUGGGAGAAGAGGAAUUGGUCGACAGACUGUUUGCCAUCCUCGAUACGAACACACUUCCACAACAAGAUGGUCAGGAUUUCGAGGAGUAUUUAUACGAGCUCCGAAAAUCUAUAUUUAUUCCUUCGAUUGGCCAUGCUGAACCCCCUCAAACAAUACCUGAAGCCGAUCAGAUUGCGACCGGCAGUCCCGAAGCGCUCAGCGGCGAUGGGGAGCAUUUGGACGCUAGGUUAAGGGCGGCAGAAGCGCCAGAAGCUGGGAAUGGUGGAAUACCGGGUAUUUAUGGUACCCAAAGACAAAGCAUCAUUCUAGUAGACUGGGAGGGAAACGUGUCAUUCCGGGAAAGGUCGUUAUGGGAUGAAGAGGGCCAUCCUAUAGAAAGGGGAAAAGGGGACGUGAAGUUUGAAUUCAAAAUAAAGGAUUGGGAAGGAGAAAGUAAGGGCAUCGUAGUGUACCCUCGUUCGGUGUUGUAG